This is a messenger RNA of Trypanosoma conorhini, 354 nucleotides long. Its product is annotated as RNA-binding protein. Gene Ontology annotation, molecular function: RNA binding. The transcript has a single exon. The coding region runs from base 1 to 354 and encodes 117 amino acids. The record is from RefSeq and is a predicted model, not a curated record. NCBI's taxonomy places the organism in Eukaryota, Euglenozoa, Kinetoplastea, Trypanosomatida, Trypanosomatidae.
AUGCCGGAUGAGCGUAUUCUUCUAAUCACGGGAAUCCCCUCGAAGCUGUGCCGCGGCGAGGAGCUCUACAAAGUCUUUGGGAGCUACGGCGCCAUCCAGCAGCUGCGCCUGGGCGAUGACGCCUCCACGAAAGGGUGCGCCAUUGUGGUCUACGAGCUCUGCGAGGCGGCGGCGGCCGCCCUUGAGGCGCUGAACGACUUCAAGGUGGACAAGGACAGGUACCUGCGGGUCUCCGUGUAUGACGAGGUGCGGGACCGCAAGGCGCUGGAGCGACGAAAACGGCGACGCGAGAUGAAGGCAGAGUACAAGCGCAAUAUCGCGGGUGAAUUCGGUGAGGCGGAGGAGGCUACGUAA